Leguminivora glycinivorella is the source of this 1565-nucleotide messenger RNA. RefSeq names its product limbic system-associated membrane protein-like. NCBI's taxonomy places the organism in Eukaryota, Metazoa, Arthropoda, Insecta, Lepidoptera, Tortricidae. The transcript is spliced from 10 exons. The coding region runs from base 232 to 1395 and encodes 387 amino acids. Gene Ontology annotation, cellular component: neuron projection. The record is from RefSeq and is a predicted model, not a curated record.
UAUGUAGUUGUUUGAUCGGAUUUGAGACUAAUAAUAAAAACUAUUCCCCAUCAAUUCAAUAAACUAUGUAAAUGAAAACAUUAAAACGGAAAAGGCACUGGCACAUUACAAAUGUACACGGAAUUAAAAGCGCGAUGAAAAACAAGUGAAGCGCGAAAACAAAAGAGCUAAGAUGACUCUUUACUUUUAAUGAAGAGAUGUUCUUUUGCGUGAAAUAGUGAAUAGUUGAGGAUGAGAUUCGAAAGGACCUGCUUUUGGUCGAUGCUGCAGGCAUUGGCUUUGUUGCCUACUAUGGCUUUGAAAGAUGCUCAAACAACCACGAAGAAAUUCCCCGAUGACCCAGAGUUCGAGCGGCCGAUCGGCAACCAUACAUUCUUCUUAGGGCGUGAAGCAGUGCUAGGAUGCGCUGUCACCAACCUGGGCAAGCAUAAAGUGGGCUGGCUCAGAGCGGAAGAUCAAACAGUGUUAACCAUGCACGACCGAGCUGUCCUCGGCGCCCGUUACUCCGUCAGCCGAGAUUCCCCACGGACUUGGCAAUUGAGGAUCCGGCCCCUUCGGGCUGAGGACCGUGGUUGUUACAUGUGCCAGAUCAACACGCAGCCAAGUAUGAAGUGGCAGAUCGGGUGUAUAGACGUUUUUGUGCCCCCCGACAUCAUGAGUGACGACACGUCUGGAGAUGUCUCCGUCCAAGAACUGGAGAACGCCACCCUCACCUGCAAGGCCACGGGUCAUCCACCCCCCAAAAUUACAUGGAGAAGGGAGGACCAUGAGCCGAUCCUGCUGAAGAAGACGCUUUCCAGGGAGUUUGUCAAAGUUGAGAGUUACGUGGGCAGCUCCCUGCCGUUAUGGCGGGUGGAUCGCAAGCAGAUGGGAGCUUUCCUCUGCAUAGCAUCCAAUGACGUUCCACCAGCGGUCAGCAAGAGGAUCAUUUUACUUGUAAAUUUUGCACCAACAGUGAAAGUGCCAAACCAGCUCCUGGGGGCGCCACUGGGCACGGACGUCAAACUGAAGUGCUACGUGGAGGCCUACCCUAACACUAUCAACUAUUGGAUUAAGAAUAGGGGAGAGAUGCUGCUGGAUGGGCCGAAGUACACGAUACGAGAAGAGAAGUCCUCCUACAAAGUGUCGAUGUGGCUGACGAUCCGUCAGUUCGCGAGGAGCGAUAUCGGGACCUAUAACUGCGUGAGCACCAACUCGCUUGGCAAGAGUGAGGGCACGCUCAGACUCUAUGAAAUCAAGCUAAACUCCUACAAUGAGGACUUCAGCAAUCAAAUCAGCGUAGCAGGAGGUCUCACAGAAGCCGCCAAAGGAAACUCGACGAAUAAAUUACUAUUCCAAAGGACUUUGUUAACCAUACUGUUUUGUUACCUCACAAACGUUUACAUGUUUACGUAGUUAUAUAUGUAAAUAGGUGUUAUGUCGUUUAAGUAUGGGUGAUAAUCAGCCAACGUAUAAGUAUUAUACUUCAAAUUUUAUCACUUAUAAUAAUAAAACUGCCGUGAGACACUGACAUAUUAUUAAACAUGUAAAAUCGGGUAACUCACGCAAAUAUUGUCGAAGGUCGC